AUGGAAAAAAUGGAAAUUGUUAAAAAUGCACAUAAUGAUAAAUAACAGGAAAGUAGUAGAUACUAUUUUUUAAUAAUAACUACUUGCUAAAAAAAAUAUUUAAAAGGAAAUCAAACUUGCGCUUCUGAUGAAGAUAUAAAAAACUUUUUGAGUAAUUCAUCAACCACUAUUGAGAUUGAAGUUAAAUUAUAAUAAUUUAAUACAAGAAAUAAAGAAUUAUAUGAAGUAGAAAAACAAUUAUAAUUUGUUCUGCAAGAAAGUCUCACUCUCAAAGUAGAUUUAUUAUUUUAAAAUACAAAUACAAUAAUUGAUGAUCAUUUGGUAUUUUCUAAUUCUCAUCCUUUUACUUAUUUUUCUGAUUUUAGUGUUUUGACUUAAACAAUUACAAAAACUCAUUCUGCUUAAAUAAUUAAAGAUAAAGUUUUAGUUGAGAUUGCUUUCAAAGUUGAUCCUAUUGAAAUAAAGUAAUUAGUUACAUAUGUUAAAAUUGGAGAAAUGUUAGCUGAAGUUGGAUCUAUUGCUAGUUUAUUAUUGGCAGCUUCUUGGUUUAUUCAAUAAUUUAAUAGAGAAGAAAUGGAAAAUAAAAUAAUUGACGAAAUAAUUAGUUUUUAUUAUCCUUAGUUUCGAAAUCUUAAGAAAACUAAAAGUUGUAUGGGUAGAACAAUAGAAAUUAAACAUGAAAAAGAUUAAAUUAAUUAAGAAGAAUUUAAAAAGUGGUAUGAAAAGGUUAGGAAAAAUGUGCUACUAAAACUGUCAGUAGUCAACUAAUUGCAUGAAAUUUCAAGAUUAUAUUUUAUUAUGCGAUCUUAAACAACAUAUUAAUAAAUGUUGAAAUAUUAAAAUUAUGGUAUUUAAUUGCCGCAAAAGCUUUUUGAAAAACAUUGUGAUGAAAUUAAUAAUGAAUUACCUUCUAAAGAAAUGAAAAUGGAAGAGUAUGAUCUAGAAUCGUCAAAUAUGAUUACAAGUGUAUUAUGUGAUGAUGAUCUUAAUAUUCUUAAUUAUAAGAGAAUAAACAUUCCGGAUGGUUGA
Paramecium sonneborni is the source of this 1029-nucleotide messenger RNA. Lineage: Eukaryota; Ciliophora; Oligohymenophorea; Peniculida; Parameciidae. The record is from the annotation of a GenBank genome assembly.